Molecule: messenger RNA, 924 nt
Organism: Nyctereutes procyonoides (raccoon dog)
Lineage: Eukaryota; Metazoa; Chordata; Mammalia; Carnivora; Canidae
Product: olfactory receptor 14A2-like
Biological process (GO): G protein-coupled receptor signaling pathway
Cellular component (GO): membrane
Molecular function (GO): G protein-coupled receptor activity; olfactory receptor activity
Source: RefSeq, a predicted model, not a curated record
AUGACCAAUCUCACAGCAGUAUCUGUCUUCCUCCUUUGGGGCUUCUCGGCUGUGCCCAAGUUACAGCUGCUUGACUCGGCCACCUUCCUUCUCGUUUAUCUGGCUGCGAUUUUGGGAAACAUUGCUAUCCUGGCUGCCUUGACACACGACACCUGCCUGCACACACCCAUGUACUUCUUCCUCAAACAUCUGUCCUUGGUGGAUGUCUGCUCCAUGUCCACCACCCUGCCCCAGGCCCCAGUGGUGACCGUGCUGGGCUCCGAGAUUUCCCUCCAUGCAUGUGCAUUCCAGCUCUUUGCUUUUGUCUGCUUUGGGUCCACAGAGUGUUUUCUCAUCACUUGCAUGGCUUUCGAUCGUUGUCUGGCCAUCUACAGGGCCCUGGUGUACAGGGAAGCCAUGAGCCUGGGGACCUGCAUUUCUCUGGUGUCAGUGGCCUGGGGCAGUGGGCUCGUUUUCUCUGCCUUCCACACAGCCAACACCUUCUCCCUGCCCUUCUGUGGCCCCAAUGUGAUUGACCACUUCUUCUGCGACAUUCCUCUGCUAAACACAGAUGCCCACAAGGCUGCAGGAUUUGCAGUCAGCGGCUGCAUCAUCAUGAGCUACUUUGGCCUCACUGUCUUGUCCUAUGUCCGCAUCUUGGCCACAGUGUUUCAGAUUCACUCCACAGUCAGCCACUGGAAGGCCUUCUCCACGUGCUCUUCCCACCUGGCCACCGUUCUCCUGUUUUAUGGCACUGGCAGCUCUGCCUAUAUGCAGCCUGCCACCAGGUACUCCCCAAUGUAAGGGCGCAUGGCUGCUAUCUUCUACUCCAUCCUCACGCCCACCCUGAAUCCACUUAUCUACAGCCUGAGGAACAAGGACAUGAAGGGAGCCCUGCAGAAGUUUAUCCUUAGGUACACUUUAGGAUUUGGCAUCUGGACAUGA